UCCGUUUCUAAGCCGAACUGUCUCAGUGUUUUGAGUCGGAUGACAGAUUUCUGACCUCGCAAAGCAAUCCCAGCGGGGGGCUCUGUUGAUACCGGUAAAUAAGCGCUCGCCUCCAACGCCAGAAAUAACAGUGAGAAUGCCAGUCAAGAAGAAAGACACCGAUCGAGCUUUAGCGCUACUGGAAGAUUACUGUAAGAAGCUGAAAAAGCCAGAAGAGAAGCAAUUGAAACGGGCCAUCAAGAAAGUGAUGGGCAUCUUUAAAAGCAGUUUAUUCCAGGCGUUGCUAGACAUUCAAGAGUUUUAUGAAGUGACGCUGCUCAACUCCCAGACAACUUGCCAGGAAAAAAUAGAGGAGGUGAAUCAAGUUGCCGAAAAAUGGGAAAAUACACAAUCCCUCGCUACCGACAACGGCAGUCAGCACAAACCCCAAGAGACCGCUGCUUCGAAUGGGCCGCCAGACAGAUGGGCCACAAGCACAGACCAGGACAAGGGGAACCAGUCUUCUGAGAACCAUUCCACAGACAAAACAGCCAAGCAGAGCCACAGCAGAUGCCCUGCCCACAAAUGUUCUGUCGAAUCGCCGGGGUGGAUGCCCAUUCAACACUCUACCAAGUAUCGCUACCAAGAUGAGGAUGGUCCACACGAUCACAGUUUGCCUCGUUUAACCCACGAAGCCAGAGGGCCCGAACUUGUUCACAUUUCCGAAAAGAAUUUGUCCCAGAUAGAAAAUGUCCACGGAUACGUCCUGCAGUCGCACAUCUCCCCUCUGAAGGGAGAGAACUGGCUCUCUCUCUCUGUUCCUUGGAAGGGAGCCAGCCCUGCUCCUAUAAUCGUCAACACAGAUACAUUGGACACUAUCCCCUACGUCAAUGGAACGGAAAUUGAAUAUGAAUUUGAAGAAAUCACAUUGGAAAGGGGUAAUUCUGGCCUGGGUUUCAGCAUUGCCGGAGGAACAGAUAACCCACACAUUGGGGACGAUCCCGGGAUAUUUAUUACCAAGAUCAUACCAGGAGGAGCUGCAGCAGAGGAUGGUAGACUCAGGGUCAACGACUGCAUCUUGCGGGUGAACGAGUUCGAUGUGUCGGAGGUUUCGCACAGCAAAGCGGUCGAGGCGCUCAAAGAAGCUGGGUCCAUAGUGCGACUCUACGUCCGUCGAAGGCGACCUAUCCUGGAGACAGUGGUCGAGAUCAAGCUGUACAAAGGGCCCAAAGGUCUGGGAUUCAGCAUUGCAGGCGGUGUGGGGAAUCAGCACAUCCCUGGAGACAACAGCAUUUACGUCACGAAAAUUAUUGACGGAGGGGCGGCGCAGAAGGACGGAAGGUUGCAAGUUGGAGACCGGCUUCUUAUGGUAAAUAAUUACUGUUUAGAAGAAGUAACUCACGAAGAAGCUGUAGCAAUAUUGAAAAAUACAUCGGACGUAGUGUAUUUAAAAGUUGGAAAGCCCACCACCAUUUACAUGACUGAUCCUUAUGGCCCGCCAGAUAUUACCCAUCCUUAUUCCCCACCAAUGGAAAACCAUAUACUGUCUUCAGGCAACAACGGCACUUUAGAAUACAAGGCAUCUUUGGCCCCCAUCUCUCCGGGAAGAUACUCGCCUAUCCCAAAGCACAUGCUAGUGGAGGAUGACUAUACCAGGCCUCCUGAACCAGUUUACAGCACUGUGAACAAAUUCUGUGAUAAGCCACCUUCUCCUAGGCACUAUUCCCCUGUCGAGUGUGAAAAAAGCUUCCUCCUUUCAGCUCCCUAUCCCCACUACCACUUAGGCCUGCUCCCUGACUCUGAGAUGCUCAGUCAUUCGCAGCACAGCACGAUCGCCCGGCCGCCCACAGUGAGCAUACAGCGGAGUCUUUCUAUAGAAGGGGAACCUCGAAAAGUUGUCCUGCAUAAGGGCUCGACGGGUCUCGGGUUUAACAUUGUGGGAGGAGAAGACGGCGAAGGCAUUUUUGUAUCCUUCAUCCUAGCGGGCGGGCCGGCCGACCUCAGCGGAGAGCUGCAGCGAGGAGAUCAGAUUUUAUCCGUGAAUGGAAUUGAUCUUCGUGGUGCUACGCAUGAACAGGCUGCUGCGGCACUCAAAGGCGCGGGUCAGACCGUCACCAUCAUAGCACAAUACCAGCCAGAAGAGUACGCUCGAUUCGAGGCCAAAAUCCAUGACCUGCGUGAACAGAUGAUGAACCACAGCAUGAGUUCUGGGUCGGGCUCCCUGCGAACCAAUCAGAAGCGUUCCCUCUACGUCAGAGCCAUGUUUGACUACGAUAGAAGUAAAGACAGCGGCCUCCCGAGUCAAGGGCUCAGCUUCAAGUACGGAGACAUCCUCCAUGUGAUCAACGCCUCCGAUGAUGAAUGGUGGCAGGCCAGAAGGGUCAUGCUGGAGGGGGACAGCGAGGAGAUGGGGGUUAUUCCCAGCAAAAGAAGGGUCGAAAGGAAAGAGCGAGCACGCUUAAAGACAGUGAAGUUUAACGCGAAACCGGGCGUGAUUGACGCAAAAGGGUCAUUCAAUGACAAGCGUAAAAAGAACUUCAUCUUUUCACGAAAAUUUCCAUUCUACAAGAACAAGGAGCUGAGUGAGCAGGAAACGAGUGACCCGGAACAACAUGUUUCUUCUCUUGCCAGCGAUAGCGAAAGUAGCUACAGAGGACAAGAGGACUGCAUUCUCUCCUACGAGCCAGUCACAAGGCAGGAAAUUAAUUAUACCAGACCGGUUAUCAUCCUUGGUCCUAUGAAAGAUCGGAUCAACGAUGACUUAAUAUCUGAAUUUCCUGACAAAUUUGGCUCUUGUGUACCACAUACAACUCGACCAAAGCGUGAUUACGAGGUGGAUGGGAGAGAUUACCAUUUUGUCAUGUCUAGAGAACAAAUGGAAAAAGAUAUCCAAGAGCACAAAUUUAUAGAGGCCGGGCAGUAUAAUGAUAAUCUGUAUGGAACGAGUGUGCAGUCCGUGAGAUUUGUGGCAGAAAGGGGCAAGCACUGUAUACUUGACGUAUCGGGAAAUGCCAUUAAGCGGCUACAAGCAGCGCAACUCUAUCCCAUUGCUAUCUUCAUUAAGCCGAAAUCCUGGGAGCCUCUCAUGGAAAUGAAUAAACGCCUCACAGAGGAGCAAGCCAAGAAAACGUACGACCGAGCAAUGAAGUUAGAGCAAGAAUUCGGAGAAUAUUUUACAGCUAUCGUCCAAGGAGAAACCUUAGAAGAUAUAUACAACCAAUGCAAACUUGUCAUUGAAGAACAAUCUGGGCCUUUCAUCUGGAUUCCCUCCAAGGAGAAGCUAUAAAUCUGUCAUUCACUUUUAAUCACGAUGGAAGAAUAUUUAGAAGAAAACCUUAAUCCUAUACUAUUUGGAAGCUUUUUUUUCUGGGGUGGGGAUUUUAUUUUUUAAAAAAACAAAUUGGGUUGCUUUUAUGUUUCUUGCAGUCAAUGUGAAUUUUUUUCUGAAUGUACAACACAAAGUGUUCGAAGCCAUGAAGGACAUUGGUUUGGUCAUAAAGGGUAGAG
Euleptes europaea (tarantolino) is the source of this 3486-nucleotide messenger RNA. RefSeq names its product discs large MAGUK scaffold protein 2 (gene DLG2). The record is from RefSeq and is a predicted model, not a curated record. Gene Ontology annotation, biological process: chemical synaptic transmission. The transcript has 30 exons. The coding region runs from base 137 to 3265 and encodes 1042 amino acids. Gene Ontology annotation, cellular component: neuromuscular junction; postsynaptic density membrane; neuron projection. Gene Ontology annotation, molecular function: kinase binding. NCBI's taxonomy places the organism in Eukaryota, Metazoa, Chordata, Lepidosauria, Squamata, Sphaerodactylidae.